AUGGGAGGAUCCCGAUCUUGCGGCGGACUCCGGGGUCUCGUCGUUUAUCCACUGCAACUACAGGGGCAGCCUGCUUUGCUGUUUCCGCUUGCUUUUCUCUCUCUUUUGUUUUUUGUUCCUUUUUUUUCCAUGCUUGAGCAGUAGCGAGAGUGAGAGCGCUCAUGACGUGCUGGUGCCAGCAACGGCCUGACGUUUUCUGGCCAACUUUUCCGUGUAUAUCGCAGGAUCUAACAAGAGAGAAGGAACCGAGCGGACAAAAUUCUCGCCUGCUGGGCAGGAUCAGAUUCAGAGCACAGCACCCACCGCCACCGGGGAGAAACAAAGCAGAGCAACCGCCCUCUGCUCCUGCUCCCCUUGACAAUGACGGGUACCGUCGCCACCUCCCAGCACAGGAAGCCGGCGACUUCCCGCUUCGGUUAGGCCUGCCGUUCCACGCACCGGCGACUCAUUUUUCUUCGUUUUCUUGGUAUCUCCCACAGCUGCGACUGACGUCGACGGCGCGUUCGUCGCCUCCACGAGUCAUCUCCCGCUCCCCGCCUAUACAUACAUACAUACGCUACCGCUCCGGUUCCCGUCCCUCAAGACUCCUUCGCGCGGAGCCCCGCCGAGAGAGGCCCGGAGGCGGAAGGCCGGCCGUGCGCGUGCUGCUAUCGCGGGUCGGUCCUUGUCCAUGGAUUGAUCAAGCUUUGAUAAGUAGUUUCUCUGUUCUUGGCUCUGGGUCUCUGGGUUCAGUCCAGGCGGCUAGGCUUGUUUCUUUCAUAGCUCUACCCGGUUUUAAUUUUUGCUAGAUCAAUCCGCACUGUCACUAUCUUCAACAACAAGAUUGUGCUGGUCGCUCUUCCAAUUGAUGCGGGAAUUUCUGGUCUCCAAGAGCAAAUGAAUGCUCAGAUGAACAUCAUUUCAACGAUAUUCUCAACUGCAUAUGGUUUGAUAAUUUGGGUGCCAUUAGCCAUUAAGAAAAUCUAUGACUACUGUUAGAUCAUCAUAUUGCACACUGUUCAUCAUCUCUGUACCUGAUGAUGCCAACAGCGUUCUUAAUAGCCACAGAUGUUUAGUCCAACAACUGCAUAAGAAGGACGUGCCUGGAGGUCUACUAAGUCAAAAGUUGUUGGCCGGAUUAUAUUGUUCUUGUCUUCUCAAAGAUCACUGGAUAUGCUUGCAGCCGAGCGCUUUGUUGUGUUCAGUCCCGUUGAGUAUAUGCCGCCAAAGCUGUACUGUAUCGCUUCUUUAUGAUUGUUACCCAGUAAAAAAGAAGUGAUGCGCAACUCAGUCUCUGAAAUAUGUUAAAGCACUGACAUUUUUUAUUGCCAUGUUAGCAAUAUCAUUAUGAUAGGAUCGCAUUCUCCUUCCUGCCAUUCGCUGUGUGGUCAAUUCUGUCUCCUUGGACUUGUCGUGUCUUAAAGAAAACAAGGAUAACAUCAGGUCGGUGUUUCAGUGAUCUGGCGACCUUAUCCAAAGCCAUUGUCUAGGAGCUAGGACGCACGUUAAUUCGCUUGAGAAGCAGGUUAGGGAAAUGCCAGAAAUAAUUAGUGAAAAGGCUUAUGUAGUAGUACUAGUAGUAUAAAUAAUGACACAAGAGGCAUGCUGCCAAGGUCAGUCACAUAGUGCAUUACGUAACGUUUUCUACUCCUUGUCUGAAAGUAGUAGUAGUAGUACCUUGUUUAGCACGGGACCCGCUUAGGGUUUGGCUAGACUGAUUACGACACAACAAUAUCCUGGGAAUUCUAUGGGCCAAGCAACCCCAUGGUUCCCUUUCUUACAGUUGUAGCAUGUGUCCCUUUCCGAUCUUGGUGACACUGCCCACCUUGUCACGACGGCAUCCACACAUGAACCCGGACGGCACCGCGCGCCACAGAUCUGCAAUUUUGCGUGGCUUGCUCCGUCCCUCUCGUUAGUUCGUUGUCCUGCUCCAGUCGGAUCGAUGAUAAUCUCACUACGGUUUGAUCGAUCAAGAUGUCUACCUUGAAUUAUUGAUUGCGCCGUGAACCGUCUGAAGGUGCAAGAGCAGGAUGAAUCAGGUUAGCCAGGAGCGUGAUAAUGAUCCGUCCAAGAGAGUGAGCGGGGACGCGCCGGCGGCGGCGGCACGCGCCGGCUGCUUCGACUGCAACAUCUGCCUGGACUUCGCGGUGGAGCCUGUGGUCACCCUCUGCGGCCAUCUCUACUGCUGGCCUUGCAUCUACGAGUGGCUGCGCCGCGACGCCGCCGGCGGCACCAUCUCGGCGGCAGGGCGGCCGUGCCCCGUGUGCAAGGCCGCGCUCACGCUGGACUCGCUCGUGCCGCUCUACGGCCGUGGCGGCAGCCGGCCCAGUAAGCCACGGCUCCACCCGGCCCUUCCGCGCCGGCCGACCGUGCACCGGGGAGCCGUCGAGCAACAGAGCGCGCAAACCAGCGGUGGCAGUGGUCGCCGGCGCGUGAUCAUGGAACCCGGUUCGCCGACUCGUUCAUCCCGUCACGCGCGUGUCGGAGCCGCGCAGUUCAACAUCGUAUACCCUCCUCCGCCCUUGGGGUACGGCAUGAAUGCGAUGAACUCGACGUCCGGUGGGGUGCUCGGCGGGAUGGCCCUGGCGUUGCUCCCCUGGGUGUUCGGUGGCGAGGCGCCGGCGCCGAGCUACCCCCUGGGCGAGCUGCAAAACCUGAGCCCUAGGCUGAGGCGGCAGCACAUGGAGGUGGAGAGGUCUUUGCAUCAGUUAUUGUUCUUCCUCUUUGUGUUCGUAGUGCUGUGCCUGCUCUUGUUCUGAUCUCGCGGAGCACAUUCCUGCAACUUCUCUACGUAUAGCUGUCGUGUACUACAUAGUGCAACUCUAAAAGAGGUCAUCUGUUUGCACUAUUAACCAAAUGUCCAGCCUAUCUGCCUGUGUGACAAGUUGCGAUCAUACAUGAACAAACACUCAGUACUGGAAA
This is a messenger RNA of Triticum aestivum (bread wheat), 2901 nucleotides long. Its product is annotated as E3 ubiquitin-protein ligase RMA1H1. Lineage: Eukaryota; Viridiplantae; Streptophyta; Magnoliopsida; Poales; Poaceae. The coding region runs from base 2010 to 2738 and encodes 242 amino acids. The record is from RefSeq and is a predicted model, not a curated record. Gene Ontology annotation, biological process: ubiquitin-dependent protein catabolic process. Gene Ontology annotation, cellular component: endoplasmic reticulum. Gene Ontology annotation, molecular function: ubiquitin protein ligase activity; metal ion binding. The transcript has 2 exons.